Chrysochloris asiatica (Cape golden mole) is the source of this 1101-nucleotide messenger RNA. It is a transcript of the gene SPZ1, whose product is annotated as spermatogenic leucine zipper 1. Gene Ontology annotation, molecular function: DNA-binding transcription factor activity. The coding region runs from base 4 to 1101 and encodes 365 amino acids. The transcript has a single exon. The record is from RefSeq and is a predicted model, not a curated record. NCBI's taxonomy places the organism in Eukaryota, Metazoa, Chordata, Mammalia, Afrosoricida, Chrysochloridae. Gene Ontology annotation, cellular component: nucleus.
GAGAUGGAAGCACCUACCCUCCCCGAAACCUUUAGGUAUACUCCUGCUCUUCAUCAAGAAUCUUGGGACCCAACGAUGAUCAUUGCCUUAUUCGAAAUUGGAUCAGUAUCCCUUUUCUUCUGGAGUUCACUGCUUCCUCUAAAAAGGAAUAGCAAUCAAGUAUCUGAGCAACUGAUGACACAAAAGCUUGAAAAUGUUUUAAACAGAAUUGAAGGUAUCCUUAAAAACAUGACAAGUUUUAGAAAGACCACAGAUGGAGAAGAAUCUUUGGGGGACAUCAAUGCUUCUGAUGAUGUGUUAGACCUUAAAGAAAAAAUCAGAGCACUUGACAAAAUCAACAAAACGCUAUUUAAAAAUCUGCUUGCUAGUUUAGAGCCAGAGAAAUUCCAGAAUGAAAAAAAGAUAUUGGAAAACCAGAACUCCGAGGACACAGCACAAGGUUUUACAAGGGAUUUCGCAAAUCAUUCAGAUGGAAAAGAGGUCAUUAAUGAAACUAAAAUAAGUAAAGAGAAAGCAAAAUAUGGAUUACUUCAUGAUCAAGAAGAAAAUAUCAAGCUCAGGAACAAUAUGGAGCAGUUACUACAGAAAGCAGAACACUGGAGUGAACAGCACACCGAACUCAGUGAACUAAUAAAAUCAUAUCAGAAAUCUCAGCAUGACAAAAGAGAACUUAAAAACGAUGGGGUUCACUUCCAAAUCCAGCCACAUAACAAGUUGUCAACUAAUCAGGAGAUGGAGGAACAAGUUAGGAAACUGGAGCACGACACUUAUUCCUUGCAUUUGACUGCAGCCUUACUGGAGAACGAAUGCCAAAUCUUACAGCAGAGAAUGGAAAUUCUCAACGAGCUCCAUCAUAAGAAAGAGAGAGAUCAGAUAGACUAUGAACAGGGCAAGAAAGAUCAGAAACUACAAGAAGCAGAGAAAGUAGGAAUUCAUAGGCAGAGGAUGAGAGACAUGGAGGGCGCAUUUCAGAAAAUAGAGAAAUUUUAUAUAAGGCUAGAUGUUUGUAGUAAUACCAAAGCUCGUAAUAAUCGCUUCAACACUUGUAUUGCAAAAAGAGGUCUUACAGGAAAAAAGAGGUCAGCCAGCAGAUCAAGAUAG